Messenger RNA from Musa acuminata AAA Group (dessert banana), 1905 nucleotides. RefSeq lists its product as uncharacterized. Bases 234 to 1601 code for a protein of 455 amino acids. The transcript is spliced from 2 exons. NCBI's taxonomy places the organism in Eukaryota, Viridiplantae, Streptophyta, Magnoliopsida, Zingiberales, Musaceae. The record is from RefSeq and is a predicted model, not a curated record.
GGCCACCUCCAUCUCUUCCCUCCCUCUCAUCAUCUCGAGAGCUAGUGCUUGUCGUGGUUCCUCUCCUUUUCAAGUCGCCAUUCCAAUUUGCCAUCCCCGCCUCCCAUUUGACUCGCUCACUCCAUGAGAGGAGAGAAGAAGCCUUCGUGGUGCUGCUAAUAUUGGCGUACCGAAUCCAUUCACAAAUAUUAAGAAGCGAGCGCCUGCGGCCAUUACCCACAUCCUAUCUCUAGAUGGACCCUUGCCCCUUCGUCCGAGUCCUCGUCGGCAACCUAGCCCUCAAGUCUCCCGUCGCCGCCCGCCCCGCUGGCGGCGCCGGCGUACACCCCUCCGCCCACCCCUGCUUUGCCACCGUCCGCCUCGACAAGCACCCCUCCCGCCACACCGUCCCCGUGCCCCUCCUCCCCCCGGACCACGCCGACGCCAACCCGCCCGCCGCCGCAGCCUCCCUCGCCGCCGGCUUCCACCUCUCCAAGGCCGACCUCGACCGCAUCGCUGGGAGAUCCCUCUUCUCCGCCGCCUCCGCCUCCGGCGCUGGGACGGCGAAGCUGAAGGUCGCGAUCUACUCGGGCCGCAUGGGGACCACGUGCGGGGUGAGGUCCGGGAGGCUCCUGGGGAAGGUCUCCCUGCCGCUGGAUCUCAGGGAGGCGGCGGAGGGCACGGCGGUGGUGUUCCACAGCGGGUGGAUCGGCCUUGGGAAGGGGGCGGCCAAGGCGCAGAUGUACCUGACGGUGAAGGCGGAGGCGGAACCGAGGUUCGUCUUCGAGUUCGACGGCGAGCCGGAGUGCAGCCCGCAGGUGUUCCAGGUCCAGGGCAACAGGAGGCAGCCCGUCUUCACCUGCAGCUUUAGCUGCCGCCACAACUUCGGCGACUGGAACUGGAGAUCAAGGUCGACGCAGUCGGAGCCGAGCAGUCCGCGGAGGUGGCGUUCGUCCUUCGGGUCAGAGCGGGAGCGCCCCGGUAAGGAACGCAAGGGGUGGUCCGUCAAGGUCCACGACCUCUCAGGCUCGCCCGUUGCCCUCGCCUCCAUGGUCACCCCCUUCGUCGCCUCCCCGGGCACCGACCGGGUAAGCCGCUCCAACCCCGGCGCAUGGCUCAUCCUUCGCCCCGUCGACGGUACCUGGCAGCCCUGGGGCCGCCUCGAGGCCUGGCGCGAGCGCGGCGGCCCUGCCGGCGACGGCCUCGGCUACCGCUUCGAGCUCCUCCCGGACACCGCCGUGGGCCCCGGCGUCAGCCUCGCCGAGUCCACCAUCAGCGCCUCCAAGGGCGGCAAGUUCGCCAUCGAUCUCACCGGCGCGGGCGGCAACCCCCUCGCGCGGACAUCGUCCUCGUCGGGGCGCGGCGGCAAGCUGGGGCGCGGGCUGUCGCUGUCGCCGUCGCCGUCGCCGGCCUACCGCGGCUUCGUGAUGUCGUCGACGGUGAUCGGCGAGGGCCGGAGCGGCCGCCCUGCGGUGGAGGUCGGGGUGCAGCACGUGGGGUGCGCGGAGGACGCGGCGGCCUUCGUCGCGCUCGCCGCGGCCGUCGAUCUCAGCAUGGACGCCUGCCGUCUCUUCUCGCACAAGCUCCGCAGGGGGCUGUCAUCACCUGCCUUGCUGCGGUGAUCCUCCGCCGUCCGAUCAAGAUUGAUUACCACCACCACAGUUUCUCGCAGAGAUCUCUUUUUCUGCUUGAUGUUUUUGCCAUUGUACAAAUGUAGCGUGCGUGAUUGCUUUAGGGAUUUUUGUUGAUUCAUUCAAUUUGUCAUUGUAUGGUUGAUCUAAUAUUGAUCCGUUAGUCUACUGCCCAAGAGAGAGGGUUAUCGGUCGAAGUAGGUCGUAGUUUUUGCUGCUUCUUUUCUGUUUUUUGAAGUAGCUUUUGCUUGUUGGAGGAAUGGAUUGGAGUAGAGAUUAUUUGAUUUUUUUUGUU